Messenger RNA from Populus euphratica (Euphrates poplar), 2386 nucleotides. RefSeq names its product protein IQ-DOMAIN 1. The transcript is spliced from 5 exons. The coding region runs from base 528 to 2219 and encodes 563 amino acids. The record is from RefSeq and is a predicted model, not a curated record. NCBI's taxonomy places the organism in Eukaryota, Viridiplantae, Streptophyta, Magnoliopsida, Malpighiales, Salicaceae. Gene Ontology annotation, molecular function: protein binding.
GUGCAAUUCACUCAACUUGCAUUCCCUGCCUCUCUGUAUGUUUUCAACGCUCUUCUCGAUAACCCUCUGUUUCUCACCAUCACGUUCUCUUCAAUACUAAAUUAUGUUUGUGUCUGAAAUGAAUCCUUUCAUAAAUCGAAUAGUAUAAGCAUUGACGUACUCACUGACACUGCCACUUACCGUGUCCUCCCAUUUCAUUUUCAUGCCACAAAAAUACACCAGCUUAAUUUUAACCAUACAUAUAAAAAUAUAGAUAAAAGCUCAUCUAUAUUCGUUAUUUUCUGUACUUGCAAUGCCAUUAAUUUGUUACUCUCACAGCUCACAGCCCACCACUGCCCUGUCAAAGACGACUCACGGUUAAAAAUAAAACUAUGAAGAGGGCACACACGCUAGCAUCAGGCAGGGAACACCCCAUCAUCUUUACUUUACUUCAGUUUCUGGCUCUUCCAGAUAUAAUGUUUUUCUAGAAGGGUUUGCUGUAAAUGCAGCAGCUUGGUUUAACUUAACCUUCUUUAUCUUUUAAUUUGAUGGGGAAGAAGGGAGGUAGCUCAUGGUUGACCGUUGUGAAAAGGGCUUUUAGAUCUCCUAAUAAAGAAAAUGACAAGAGAACUGCUGGGAUUACAGGCCAUGACCAAGAAGAAGAUGAAGAAAAGCAGAAGAGAGAGAAGAGGAGAUGGUUGUUUAGGAAACCUACGAAUCAAGAAACAGUGACACAACAGAUCCUAUCAAAGACAGGAAAUGUCAAGGCCUCCACAGGUGGUGGUGGAGGUGCACGGACAGACCAGGUGUCGGCAGCUGCAGCAGCUGAGCAAAGGCAUGCAAUUGCUGUAGCUGUUGCCACUGCAGCUGCAGCUGAAGCUGCUGUAGCCACUGCCCAGGCGGCCGUGGAGGUGGCUAGGCUCACUAGGCCUUCUUAUCACCCUAGAGAACGUUCCGCUGCCAUUGUCAUUCAAACCGCCUUUAGAGGAUACCUGGCAAGGCGGGCUCUUCGCGCGCUUAAAGGGCUAGUGAAGUUGCAAGCUUUAGUGAGGGGACACAAUGUGAGAAAGCAGGCCAAUAUGACCCUGAGAUGCAUGCAGGCUCUGGUUCGAGUGCAGGCCCGAGUACUUGACCAACGCAUGAGGCUUUCACAUGAAGGCAGCAGGGAAUCUGCAUUCAGUGACACCAAUAGCGUGUUUGAAUCGCGAUAUCUUCAAGAAAUUUCAGAAAGAAAAUCGAUGUCAAGAGACGGCAGUAGCAUUGCAGAUGAUUGGGAUGAUCGGCCACGCACAAUUGAGGAAGUCAAGGCCAUGUUGCAACGCAGGAAAGACAAUGCAUUCAAGCGUGAGAAGGCCUUAUCUCAAGCUUCCUCUCAACAGACCGUAUCAAAGAUAUGGAGAAACCGUAGAAGCCCAUCAAUGGGCAAUGAAGGUGAGCUCCAAGAAAGAUCACAAUGGCUUGAUCAUUGGAUGCCUGCAAAGCCGUGGGACAAUAGCAGCAGAGCACGAGCCUCGACUGAUCAAAGAGACCCCAUCAAAACUGUAGAAAUUGAAAACUCCCUGCCUUGCUCAUACUUAGCUCCUAAUUUUGGAAGAACGAACCAAAACCAAUAUCACCAACACCAGAGAUCCAAUUCAAUAAACAAUGGUGUUACACGCUCGGCUCCUCCUCCACUCCAUAGAGCUCAUCAAAAUGCUUCUCUCCACCACUCUCCUAUUACACCCUCCCCGUCAAGAACUAGGCCUCUUCAGGUUCGUUCAGCGAGUCCCCGAUGUGCUAGAGAAGAUAGGAGCUGUAAUUCCUCUCGAACACCGAGUUUGAGGUCCAAUUACCUCUAUAAUGGCAAUCUGAAUCAACAUGGAAUCAGGGGCGGUGCUGCUAGUGUUAGUGGAAAUGCUAACGCUACAUUGCCAAACUACAUGGCUACAACAGAGUCUGCCAAGGCUAGAUUGAGAUCACAGAGUGCGCCAAGGCAAAGACCAUCAACACCAGAGCGAGACAGGGCUGGGUCUGCAAGAAAACGGCUUUUGUAUCCAGUCCCCGACCCUUACGGUGUCGGGAUGGGUUAUGGUGGUGUUGGUUACGGGCAUGGUUUCAGGAGUCCCAGCUUUAAAAGUGUAAGUGGUUCACAUUUUGGUGGAUUAGAACAACAAUCUAACUAUUCUUCUUGCUGCACCGAUACCUUUGGUGGUGAGAUUUCCCCUUCUUCAACGAGCGACCAGAGAAGGUGGUUGAGAUAAUUUAAUAAUGCAGUUGGUGGGCUAGCUUAGAGAGAACAUGUUCAGGUUUUUGUGACUCAUUAGUAGUUGGGGUAUAAGGCAUAGUUUUUGAUAUCUGGAGGUUGGAAUUUGGAUUUUCUUUCUUUUUUAUAGCAUUUCAGUUUUUGAUAGUUUUAUUUGUUUGAAGU